GUGGGCUGCUGGGUGGGAGCUGUGUCGGUCCUGGGCCCGUGGCGGGAGGUGAGACCCAGCAGCCCCUGCUCCAUCUUCUGCGCCCCACGCCUGGGUGCUGCUCCCAGCCUCCCUUAAAGACAGGUCCCUCCCACCGCCCCCACCCCCCACCAUGGAUCACUCAUUCAGUGGGGCACCCCGAUUUCUGACCCGGCCCAAGGCUUUUGUGGUGUCGGUGGGCAAGGACGCCACGCUGAGCUGCCAGAUCGUGGGCAACCCUACGCCGCAGGUGACCUGGGAGAAGGACCAGCAGCCCGUGGAGGCGGGCGCUCGCUUCCGCCUGGCCCAGGACGGCGACCUGUACCGUCUCGCCAUCCUGGACCUGGCACUGGGCGACAGUGGGCAGUAUGUGUGCCGCGCGCGCAAUGCCAUCGGUGAGGCCUUCGCGGCUGUCGGCCUGCAGGUGGACGCUGAGGCCGCUUGCGCCGAGCAGGCGCCGCAUUUCCUUCUGCGGCCCACGUCCAUCCGCGUGCGCGAGGGCGCGGAGGCCACCUUCCGCUGCCGCGUGCGCGGCUCGCCGCCCCUGGCGGUGAGCUGGGCCAAGGACGGGCGGCGCUUGGGCGCGCCCGACGCCCCCCGAGUGCGCGUGGAGGCCAGCGGCGAGGCGAGCGCGCUGCGCAUCCAGGCAGCGCAGGCCCGCGACGGUGGCACCUACACGGUGCGCGCCGAGAACGCGCUGGGCGCCGCCAGCGCCGACGCCGCGCUCACCGUGGACGCGGAUGCAGACGCUGCCGGCCCUCCCGGGGCCUCCACAGCCGCGCUUCUGGAGCACCUAAAGCGGCGGCGCGAGGCGAUGCGCGCUGAGGGCGCCCCGGCCUCGCCACCCGGUUCUGGCACGCGCACCUGCACCGUGACUGAAGGCAAGCACGCGCGCCUCAGCUGCUACGUGACGGGUGAGCCUAAGCCCGAGACGGUAUGGAAGAAGGACGGGCAGCUGGUGGUCGAGGGCCGGCGACACGUGGUGUACGAGGACGCUCAGGAGAACUUCGUGCUCAAGAUCCUCUUCUGCAAGCAGUCAGACCGGGGCCUCUACACCUGCACGGCAUCCAACCUGGUGGGCCAAACCUACAGCUCCGUGCAGGUCGUCGUGCGAGAGCCCGCGGUGCCCUUCAGGAAGCGGCUGCAGGACCUGGAGGUGCAGGAGAGGGAGUCGGCCACGUUCCAGUGCGAGGUGGAGCUGCCGACCACCGAGGCCGCGUGGUACAAGGAGGAGACGCGGCUGUGGGCCAGCGCCAAGUACGGCAUCGAGGAGGCGGGCACCGAGCGCCGGCUGACCGUGCGCAACGUCUCGGCCGACGACGACGCCGUCUACAUCUGCGAGACUGCGGAGGGCAGCCGCACGGUGGCGGAGCUCGCGGUGCAAGGCAACCUCAUCCGGAAGCUCCCGAGGAAGACCGUGGUGCGAGUGGGGGACACGGCCAUGUUCUGUGUGGAGCUGGCCAGGCCGGAGGACUCCGUCCACUGGCUGAGGAACCAGGAGGAGGUGGUGGCUGGGGGCCGCGUGGCCAUCACCACGGAAGGCACGUGCCACACGUUGACCAUCUCCAAGUGCAGCCUGGAGGACAUGGGCGAGGUGACCUUCACGGCUGGGGACUGCCGGACAUCCACGCAGUUCUUUGUGUCUGCCCCUAGGAAGCCGCCCCUGCAUGCCCCUGAGGCCCCUGAGGUAAAGGCCAGGACAGAGAGCUCCGUGACCCUCGGCUGGUCCCCCCCACCCCACGGGGACCGCUCUGUCCCCAUCGAUGGUUAUCUGGUGGAAAAGAAGCGGCUUGGCGCCUACACCUGGAGCCCGUGCCACGAGGCCAAGUGGGUGGAUGUGCGUGAGCUGACUGUGGCAGGCGUGUCCGAGGAGGGGGACUUCCAGUUCCGGGUGUCAGCUGUGAACAGCUUUGGCCACAGUCCCUGCCUGGAGUUCCCAGGGACUGUCCACCUGGCCCCCCAGCUGGCCCUGAGGACGCCUCUGAAGGCAGUGGAGGCCGUGGAGGGUGGCGAGGUGACCUUCUCCGUGGACCUCACUCUGGCCUCGGCGGGCGAGUGGUUCCUGGACGGGCGGGCCCUGAAGGCCAGCGGCAUGUACGUGAUCCGUCACGAGGGCACACGGCACGCCCUCACCAUCCGCUCCGUGUCUGCCAGCCUGCACGGCGCGGAGCUCAAGUUCGUGGCCAACGGCAUCGAGAGCAGCAUCCGCAUGGAGGUCCGAGGACUGACCACCAAGCGUCCAGUGGCAGCUGUGAGGGAAGUGCUGGCCCGGCUGCAUGAGGAGGCGCAGCUCCUGGCCGAGCUGUCAGACCAGGCUGCGGCAGUGACAUGGCUGAAGGACGGCCACGCGCUGCCACCAGGCCCCAAGUACGAGGUGCAGGCGACGGCCGGGCAGUGGGCACUGCUGGUGCGGGACGUGGUGCGAGACGACGCUGGCCUCUACGAGUGUGUCAGCCGUGGGGGCCGCGUCGCCUACCAGCUCCUGGUGCAAGGGCUCACUCCCUUUCUGCACAAGGACACAGCUGGUGGCUGUGUGGAUGCCGUGGCUGGAGGCCCAGCCCACUUCGAAUGUGAGACCUCUGAGGCCCACGUGCGCGUGCGCUGGUACAAGGACGGCACGGAGCUCAGUCGCUCCAGCCAGCGCUUCUCGCAGGAGGACGUGGGCACGCGGCACCGGCUGGUGGCAGCCUCGGUCACCAGGCAGGAUGAGGGUACCUACUCAUGCCGCAUGGGUGAGGACUCCGUGGACUUCCAGCUGCGUGUCUCCGAGCCUGCAGCUGUGUUUGCCAAGGAGCAGCCAGCACACAGGGAGGUGCAGGCCAAGGCGGGGGCCAGCGCCACCCUGAGCUGUGAGGUGGCCCAGGCCCAGACAGAGGUGACGUGGCACAAGGAUGGGAAGAAGCUGAGUGUGAGCUCCAAAGUGCACGUGGAGGCCAAGGGCUGCAGCAGGCGGCUGGUGGUGCAGCAGGUGGGCCAGGCGGACGCUGGGGAGUACAGCUGUGAGGCCGGGGGCCAGAAGGUGUCCUUCCACCUGGACGUGGCAGAGCCGUCUGUGGUGUUUGCCAAGGAGCAGCCAGCACGCAGGGAGGUGCAGGCCAAGGCGGGGGCCAGCGCCACCCUGAGCUGUGAGGUGGCCCAGGCCCAGACAGAGGUGACGUGGCACAAGGAUGGGAAGAAGCUGAGUGCGAGCUCCAAAGUGCACGUGGAGGCCAAGGGCUGCAGCAGGCGGCUGGUGGUGCAGCAGGUGGGCCAGGCGGACGCUGGGGAGUACAGCUGUGAGGCCGGGGGCCAGAAGGUGUCCUUCCACCUGGACGUGGCAGAGCCCUCUGUGGUGUUUGCCAAGGAGCAGCCAGCACGCAGGGAGGUGCAGGCCAAGGCGGGGGCCAGCGCCACCCUGAGCUGUGAGGUGGCCCAGGCCCAGACAGAGGUGACGUGGUACAAGGAUGGGAAGAAGCUGAGUGCGAGCUCCAAAGUGCACGUGGAGGCCAAGGGCUGCAGCAGGCGGCUGGUGGUGCAGCAGGUGGGCCAGGCGGACGCUGGGGAGUACAGCUGUGAGGCCGGGGGCCAGAAGGUGUCCUUCCACCUGGAUGUCGCAGAGCCGUCUGUGGUGUUUGCCAAGGAGCAGCCAGCACGCAGGGAGGUGCAGGCCAAGGCAGGGGCCAGCGCCACCCUGAGCUGUGAGGUGGCCCAGGCCCAGACAGAGGUGACGUGGCACAAGGAUGGGAAGAAGCUGAGUGCGAGCUCCAAAGUGCACGUGGAGGCCAAGGGCUGCAGCAGGCGGCUGGUGGUGCAGCAGGUGGGCCAGGCGGACGCUGGGGAGUACAGCUGUGAGGCCGGGGGCCAGAAGAUGUCCUUCCACCUGGAUGUCGCAGAGCCAUCUGUGGUGUUUGCCAAGGAGCAGCCAGCACGCAGGGAGGUGCAGGCCAAGGCGGGGGCCAGCGCCACCCUGAGCUGUGAGGUGGCCCAGGCCCAGACAGAGGUGACGUGGCACAAGGAUGGGAAGAAGCUGAGUGCGAGCUCCAAAGUGCACGUGGAGGCCAAGGGCUGCAGCAGGCGGCUGGUGGUGCAGCAGGUGGGCCAGGCGGACACUGGGGAGUACAGCUGUGAGGCCGGGGGCCAGAAGGUGUCCUUCCACCUGGACGUGGCAGAACCUGCAAUGGUGUUUGCCAAGGAGCAGCCAGCACGCAGGGAGGUGCAGGCCAAGGCGGGGGCCAGCGCCACCCUGAGCUGUGAGGUGGCCCAGGCCCAGACAGAGGUGACGUGGCACAAGGAUGGGAAGAAGCUGAGUGCGAGCUCCAAAGUGCACGUGGAGGCCAAGGGCUGCAGCAGGCGGCUGGUGGUGCAGCAGGUGGGCCAGGCGGACGCUGGGGAGUACAGCUGUGAGGCCGGGGGCCAGAAGGUGUCCUUCCGCCUGGACGUGGCAGAGCCUGCAGCUGUGUUUGCCAAGGAGCAGCCAGCACGCAGUGAGCUGCAGGCCAAGGCGGGGGCCAGCGCCACCCUGAGCUGUGAGGUGGCCCAGGACAAGACGGAGGUGACAUGGUACAAGGAUGGGAAGAAGCUGAGUGCGAGCUCCAAAGUGCACGUGGAGGCCGAGGGCUGCAGCAGGCGGCUGGUGGUGCAGCAGGUGGGCCAGGCGGACGCUGGGGAGUACAGCUGUGAGGCUGGAGGCCAGAAGGUGUCCUUCCACCUGGAUGUCACAGAGCCAUCUGUGGUGUUUGCCAAGGAGCAGCCAGCACGCAGGGAGGUGCAGGCCAAGGUGGGGGCCAGCGCCACCCUGAGCUGUGAGGUGGCCCAGGCCCAGACAGAGGUGACGUGGCACAAGGAUGGGAAGAAGCUGAGCGCGAGCUCCAAAGUGCACGUGGAGGCCAAGGGCUGCAGCAGGCGGCUGGUGGUGCAGCAGGUGGGCCAGGCGGACGCUGGGGAGUACAGCUGUGAGGCCGGGGGCCAGAAGGUGUCCUUCCGCCUGGACGUGGCAGAGCCGUCUGUGGUGUUUGCCAAGGAGCAGCCAGCACGCAGGGAGGUGCAGACCAAGGCGGGGGCCAGCGCCACCCUGAGCUGUGAGGUGGCCCAGGCCCAGACAGAGGUGACGUGGCACAAGGAUGGGAAGAAGCUGAGUGCGAGCUCCAAAGUGCACGUGGAGGCCAAGGGCUGCAGCAGGCGGCUGGUGGUGCAGCAGGUGGGCCAGGCGGAUGCUGGGGAGUACAGCUGUGAGGCCGGGGGCCAGAAGGUGUCCUUCCACCUGGACGUGGCAGAGCCGUCUGUGGUGUUUGCCAAGGAGCAGCCAGCACACAGGGAGGUGCAGGCCAAGGCGGGGGCCAGCGCCACCCUGAGCUGUGAGGUGGCCCAGGCCCAGACAGAGGUGACGUGGCACAAGGAUGGGAAGAAGCUGAGUGCGAGCUCCAAAGUGCACGUGGAGGCCAAGGGCUGCAGCAGGCGGCUGGUGGUGCAGCAGGUGGGCCAGGCGGACGCUGGGGAGUACAGCUGUGAGGCCGGGGGCCAGAAGGUGUCCUUCCACCUGGACGUGGCAGAGCCGGAGCCUGAACCCCCCGCCCUGGAGAGACCUGGCCGCAGGGAGCCUCUGGUGGUCAGGGAGCAUGAGGACAUUGUCCUGACUGCCACGCGGGUUACACCCUCUGUGGCCGCGGUGACGUGGCUCAAGGACGGUGUUGAGAUUCGCCGAAGCAAGCGGCACCAAACGGCCAGUCUGGGGGACACCCACACCCUGACCAUCCACAACGCGCAAACCCUGGACAGCGCGGUCUACAGCUGCCGUGUGGACGCAGAGGUGCAGGAUUUCCCCGUGCAGGUGGAAGAGGUGGCCGCCAAGUUCUGCCGGCCCCUGGAGCCCGUGAGCGGGGAGCUGGGCGGCGCAGCGACGCUGGUUUGCGAGCUGAGCCCGCCCCAGGCCGAGGUCGUGUGGCGCUGCGGGAGCACGCAGCUCCGGGCUGGCAAACGCUUCCAGAUUGAAGCGGCGGGGCCCCGGCGCUCGCUCACGGUGUCAGGCCUGCGGCUGGAGGAUGCGGGGGAGUACGCGUGUGAGACACGUGACGCCUGCACCAGCGCUCAGCUGACCGUCAGCACCCCCCGCACGGUCAAGUUCACGGCUGCGUUGAGCGCCGUGGUGGCGGAGGAAGGCCGCGAGGCCACCUUCCAGUGCGUGGUGUCCCCCGGCGAUGCGGCAGUCACGUGGUUCCGGGACGGCGCCUUGCUGCAGCCCAGUGAGAAGUUUCUCAUAGCGCAGAGGGGCGCCGGCCACAGCCUGACUAUCUCCGGCCUGACCCUGGAGGAUGCUGGCGAGAUCACUGCAGAGGCUGAGGGUGUCAAGUCCUCGGCUGCUCUUCGGGUGCGAGAGGCUCCGGUGCUGUUCAGAAAGAAGCUGGAACCCCAGACGGUGGAAGAGCGGAGCUCAGUGACCAUGGAAGUGGAGCUGACGCGGCCGUGGCCUGAGGUCAAGUGGACACGGAAUGCAAUAGCCCUGGCGCCAGGCAAGAACGUGGAGGUUCACGCGGAAGGCACCAGUCACCGCUUGGUUCUGCACUGCGUGGGUUUCUCGGACCGUGGCUUCUAUGGGUGCGAGACUCCGGACGACAAGACACAGGCCAAGCUCACCGUGGAAAUGCGCCAGGUCCGGCUGGUCCGGGGCCUGCAGGCCGCGGAGGCUUGGGAGCAGGGUGCCGUCAGCAUGGAGGUGAAGCUGUCACAUGACCACGUGGAGGGCAGCUGGACGCGUGAUGGCCUGCGGCUGCAGCCAGGGCCCACCUGCCAGCUAGCAGUGCAUGGCCCCAUUCACACCCUCACGCUGCUGGAGCUGCGGCCGCAGGACAGCGGCCUCAUCGCCUUCAAAGCCGAGGGGGUGCACACGUCUGCGCAGCUCAUGGUCACCGAGCUGCCUGUGAGGUUCAGCCGCCCCCUGCAGGACAUGGUGGCCACCGAGAAGGACAAGGUGACCCUGGAAUGUGAGCUGUCGCGCCCCAACGUGGAUGUGCGCUGGCUGAAGGACGGUGUGGAGCUGCGCGUGGGCAAGACAGUGGGCAUGGUGGCCCAGGGUGCGUGUCGGAGUCUCAUCAUUUACCGGUGUGAGCUCGGGGACCAGGGCGUGUACGUGUGUGAUGCCCACGAUGCUCAGAGCUCAGCCUCCCUGAAGGUGCAAGGUCGCAAGGUUCAGAUCGUGAGGCCCCUGGAAGAUGUGGAGGUGAUGGAGAAGGAGGGUGCCACAUUCUCCUGUGAGGUCUCUCUGGACGAGGUGCCGGCCCAGUGGUUUUGGGAGGGCAGUAAGCUUCGGCCCAGUGACAACGUGCGCAUCCGCCAGGAAGGAAGGAAAUACACUCUCAUCUACCGGAGGGUCCUGGCAGAAGAUGCAGGGGAGAUCAGAUUUGUUGCCGAAAGUGCAGAAUCGCGAGCGGAGCUCCGAGUGAAAGAGCUGCCGGUGGCCAUCCUGCGCCCGCUGCGGGACAAGAUAGCCAUGGAGAAGCACCGGGGCGUGCUGGAGUGCCAGAUGUCUCGCGCCAGCGCGCAGGUGCAGUGGUUCAAGGGCCCCGUGGAGCUGCGGCCCGGGCCCAAGUAUGAGAUGGUCAGUGACGGCCUCUACCGGAAGCUAAUCAUCAAGGAUGUGCAGCCCGAGGACGAGGACACCUACACCUGCGAUGCUGGGGACGCGAAGACCAGCGCCCAGUUCUUCGUGGAAGAGCAAUCCAUCACCAUCGUGCGCGGCCUGCAGGACGUCACGGUGAUGGAGCCCGCCCCCGCCUGGUUCGAGUGUGAGACGUCCAUUGCGUCGGUGCGGCCGCCCAAGUGGCUCCUGGGAAAGACGGUGCUGCGGGCCGGGGCCGACGUGGCCAUGGAGCAGGAAGGCACCGUGCACCGCCUGACGCUGCGGCGCACCUGCUCCACCAUGACGGGGCCCGUGCACUUCACCAUCGGCAAGUCGCGCUCCACCGCGCGCCUGGCAGUUUCGGACAUCCCCAUGGUGCUCACGCGGCCGCUGGAGCCCAAGGCGGGGCGCGAGCAGCAGUCGGUGGUCCUGUCCUGCGACUUCAGGCCAUCCCCCAAGGCCGUGCAGUGGUACAAGGAGGACACGCCGUUGGCGCCCUCUGAGAAGUUCAGGAUGAGGCUGGAGGGCCACAUGGCGGAGCUGCGCAUCCUCCGCCUCACGCCCGCCGACGCGGGCCUCUACCGCUGCCAGGCCGGCAGCGCCCAGAGCAGCGCUGCGGUCACCGUGGAAGCGCGCGAGGUCACAGUGACGCAGCCGAUGCAGGACGCAGAAGUCACGGAGGAGGGCCGGGCCUGUUUCUCGUGCGAGCUGUCCCAGGAGGACGAGGAGGUGGAGUGGUCGCUCAACGGCGCGCCUCUGUACGGCGACAGCUUCCAUGAGAUCGCCCACGAGGGCCGGCGCCACACGCUGGUGCUGAAGCGGGUUCGGCGGGCGGACGCGGGCACCGUGCGCGCCCGCUCCCCCAAGGUGUCGGCCACUGCCCGCCUGGAGGUCAAAGCCAAGCCGGUGGUGUUCCUGAAGGCUCUGGACGAUGUGUCCGCGGAGGAGCGGGGCACGCUGGCCCUGCAGUGUGAGGUCUCGGACCCCCAGGCCCGCGUGGUGUGGCGAAAGGACAGCGUGGAGCUGGGCCCCAGCGACAAGUACGACUUCCUGCACACGGCGGGCACGCGCGGGCUCGUGGUGCAUGACCUGAGCCGGGACGACGCCGGCCUCUACACUUGCAGCGUGGGCUCCGAGGAGACCCGCGCCAGAGUCAGUGUGCACGACCUGCACGUGGGCAUCACCAAGAGGCUGAAGACGGUGGAGGUACUGGAGGGCCAGAGCUGCAGCUUUGAGUGUGUCCUGUCCCACGAGAACACCGGCGAUGUGGCCACAUGGACAGUGGGUGGGAAGACGGCGGGUGGCUCGGGCCGCUUCCGGGCCACACGCCAGGGCCGCAAGUACACCCUGGCUGUCCAGGAUGCUGCUCCUAGUGAUGCUGGGGAGGUGGUGUUCUCCGUGCGGGACCUCACCUCCAAGGCCUCCCUCAUUGUCCGAGAGAGGCCAGCGCAUAUCACGAAGCCGCUGGAAGGCCAGCGGGCUGCUGCGGGCGAGGAUGUGGUGCUGAGCUGCGAGCUGUCUCGGGCCGGCGCCCCGGUGCGCUGGCUGAGGGCUGGGAAGGCCAUUCGCGAGAGUCAGAAGUAUGACCUGGUCACAGAAGGCACUCGGGCCAUGCUGGUGGUCCGUGCGGUCUCACCCAAGGACUCAGGCGAAUACACGUGUGAGACAGAGGCUUCCAAGAGCACAGCGAGCCUCCUUGUGGAAGAAAAGGCAAACCGAUUCACAGAGGAGCUGGCCGAUCUGCAGGCAGAGGAGAAGGGCACGGCCGUGUUCGUGUGUAAGACAGAGCUUCCCGCAGCCACGGUGACCUGGCGCAAGGGCCUCGCGGACCUGCGUGCCUCAAGGAAGUACACCCCCAGCCAGGAGGGCCUGACCUUGAAGCUCACCAUCAGUGCCCUGGACAAGGCAGACGCUGACAUCUACAGCUGUGACAUUGGCCAGGCCUGUUCACAGGCCCGGCUCCUGGUGCAAGGCCAGAGAGUGCUCAUCACAGAGGAUCUGGAGGACAUGGAGGUGCGCGAGGGCUCCUCAGCCACCUUCUCCUGCCGCGUCUCCCCUGCCGACUACGGGCCGGUGCACUGGUUCUUGGACAAGACGCCCCUGCACCCCAACGAGCUCAAUGAGAUUGAGGUUCAGCCAGGUGGUUACCACGUGCUCACCCUGCGGCAGCUUGCUCUCAAGGACUCAGGCACCGUCCAUUUCGAGGCAGGGGACCAGCGGGCCUCGGCCACCCUGCGGGUCACAGAAAAGCCAAGCGUCUUCUCCCGCGAGCUCACAGAUGCUACAGUCACAGAGGGGGAGGAUCUGACCCUGGUCUGUGAGACCACCGCCCUGGACAGCCCCGUGUGCUGGACCAAGGACGGGAAAGCCCUGCGGCCAUCAGCCCGUUGCCAGCUGAGCCAGGAGGGCCACCAGGCCCAGCUGGUCAUUACCGGCGCCACCCUGCAGGACGGCGGGCGCUACAGGUGUGAGUCCGGGGGCUCCUGGAGCAGCUCCAUUGUCAGGGUCCAUGCACGGCCGGCACGCUUCCAGGAGGGGCUGAAGGACCUGGAGGUGCUGGAGGGCGGGGCUGCCACUCUGCGCUGCAUGCUGUCCUCUGUGGUCACGCCCGUGGAGUGGCGCCGUGGAGACGAGGCUCUGCGGCCCGGAGGCAAGUACAGCUUGCGUCAGGAGGGCACUGUGCUGGAGCUGGUGGUCAGGGACCUGCGGCCCCAGGACAGCGGGCAGUAUUCCUGCUGCUUCAGGGACCAGAUGACCUUGGCCACACUCACUGUGAAGGCCCUGCCUGCUGAGUUCAUAGGGAGACUGAGAAGCAAGGAGGCCACGGAAGGGGCCACGGCCACGCUGCACUGUGAGCUGAGCAAGGAGGCCCCUGUGGAGUGGAGGAAGGGCUCUGAGACCCUCAGAGCUGGGGACAGAGUCAGCCUGAAGCAGGACGGGGCCGUGUGUGAGCUGGAGAUCCGUGGCCUGGCCGUGGCAGAUGCCGGGGAGUACUCGUGCGUGUGCGGGCAGGAGAGGACGUCGGCCACACUGACUGUCAGGGCCCUGCCCCCCAAGUUCACCAAGGGCCUGAGGAAGGAAGAGGCCACGGAAGGGGCCACAGCCACGCUGCUCUGUGAGCUGAGCAAGGCGGCCCGUGUGGAGUGGAGGAAGGGGUCUGAGACACUCAGAGCUGGGGACAGAGUCAGCCUGAGGCAGGAUGGGACCGUGUGUGAGCUGGAGAUCCGUGGCCUGGCCGUGGCAGAUGUUGGGGAGUAUUCGUGUGUGUGCGGGCAGGAGAGGACAUCGGCCACACUGACCAUCAGGGCCCUGCCUGCCAAGUUCACAAAAAGUCUGAAGACUGAGGAGGCCACAGAAGGGGACACGGCCACGCUGAGGUGUGAGCUGAGCAAGUCAGCCCCUGUGCAGUGGAAGAAGGGGCCCGAGACCCUCAGAGCUGGGGACAGAGUCAGCCUGAGGCAGGAUGGGACCGUGUGUGAGCUGGAGAUCCGUGGCCUGGCCGUGGCAGAUGCUGGGGAGUAUUCGUGUGUGUGCGGGCAGGAGAGGACAUCGGCCACGCUGACCGUCAGGGCCCUGCCUGCUAAGUUCACCAAGGGCCUGAGAAAGGAAGAGGCCACGGAAGGGGCCACAGCCUCGCUGCACUGUGAGCUGAGCAAGGCGGCCCCUGUGGAGUGGAGGAAGGGGUCUGAGACACUCAGAGCUGGGGACAGAGUCAGCCUGAGGCAGGAUGGGACCGUGUGUGAGCUGGAGAUCCGUGGCCUGGCUGUGGCAGAUGCUGGGGAGUACUCGUGUGUGUGCGGGCAGGAGAGGACAUCGGCCACGCUGACCGUCAGGGCCCUACCUGCCAAGAUCACAAAAAGUCUGAAGACUGAGGAGGCCACAGAAGGGGACACGGCCACGCUGAGGUGUGAGCUGAGCAAGUCAGCCCCUGUGCAGUGGAAGAAGGGGCCCGAGACCCUCAGAGCUGGGGACAGAGUCAGCCUGAGGCAGGAUGGGACCGUGUGUGAGCUGGAGAUCCGUGGCCUGGCCGUGGCAGAUGCUGGGGAGUAUUCGUGUGUGUGCGGGCAGGAGAGGACAUCGGCCACGCUGACCGUCAGGGCCCUGCCUGCCAAGUUCACAAAAAGUCUGAAGACUGAGGAGGCCACAGAAGGGGACACGGCCACGCUGAGGUGUGAGCUGAGCAAGUCAGCCCCUGUGCAGUGGAAGAAGGGGCCCGAGACCCUCAGAGCUGGGGACAGAGUCAGCCUGAGGCAGGAUGGGACCGUGUGUGAGCUGGAGAUCCGUGGCCUGGCUGUGGCAGAUGCUGGGGAGUACUCGUGUGUGUGCGGGCAGGAGAGGACAUCGGCCACGCUGACCGUCAGGGCCCUGCCUGCCAAGUUCACAAAAAGUCUGAAGACUGAGGAGGCCACAGAAGGGGACACGGCCACGCUGAGGUGUGAGCUGAGCAAGUCAGCCCCUGUGCAGUGGAAGAAGGGGCCCGAGACCCUCAGAGCUGGGGACAGAGUCAGCCUGAGGCAGGAUGGGACCGUGUGUGAGCUGGAGAUCCAUGGCCUGGCCGUGGCAGAUGCUGGGGAGUACUCGUGUGUGUGCGGGCAGGAGAGGACAUCGGCCACGCUGACCGUCAGGGCCCUGCCUGCCAAGUUCACAAAAAGUCUGAAGACUGAGGAGGCCACAGAAGGGGACACGGCCACGCUGAGGUGUGAGCUGAGCAAGUCAGCCCCUGUGCAGUGGAAGAAGGGGCCCGAGACCCUCAGAGCUGGAGACAGAGUCAGCCUGAGGCAGGAUGGGACCGUGUGUGAGCUGGAGAUCCGUGGCCUGGCCGUGGCAGAUGCUGGGGAGUAUUCGUGUGUGUGCGGGCAGGAGAGGACAUCGGCCACGCUGACCGUCAGGGCCCUGCCUGCUAAGUUCACCAAGGGCCUGAGGAAGGAAGAGGCCAUGGAAGGGGCCACAGCCAUGCUGCACUGUGAGCUGAGCAAGGCGGCCCCUGUGGAGUGGAGGAAGGGGUCUGAGACCCUCAGAGCUGGGGACAGAGUCAGCCUGAGGCAGGAUGGGACCGUGUGUGAGCUGGAGAUCCGUGGCCUGGCCGUGGCAGAUGCUGGGGAGUAUUCGUGUGUGUGCGGGCAGGAGAGGACAUCGGCCACGCUGACCGUCAGGGCCCUGCCUGCCAAGUUCACAAAAAGUCUGAAGACUGAGGAGGCCACAGAAGGGGACACGGCCACGCUGAGGUGUGAGCUGAGCAAGUCAGCCCCUGUGCAGUGGAAGAAGGGGCCCGAGACCCUCAGAGCUGGGGACAGAGUCAGCCUGAGGCAGGAUGGGACCGUGUGUGAGCUGGAGAUCCGUGGCCUGGCCGUGGCAGAUGCUGGGGAGUACUCGUGUGUGUGCGGGCAGGAGAGGACAUCGGCCACGCUGACCGUCAGGGCCCUGCCUGCCAAGUUCACAAAAAGUCUGAAGACUGAGGAGGCCACAGAAGGGGACACGGCCACGCUGAGGUGUGAGCUGAGCAAGUCAGCCCCUGUGCAGUGGAAGAAGGGGCCCGAGACCCUCAGAGCUGGGGACAGAGUCAGCCUGAGGCAGGAUGGGACCGUGUGUGAGCUGGAGAUCCGUGGCCUGGCCGUGGCAGAUGCUGGGGAGUAUUCGUGUGUGUGCGGGCAGGAGAGGACAUCGGCCACGCUGACCGUCAGGGCCCUGCCUGCUAAGUUCACCAAGGGCCUGAGGCAGGAAGAGGCCAUGGAAGGGGCCACAGCCAUGCUGCACUGUGAGCUGAGCAAGGCGGCCCCUGUGGAGUGGAGGAAGGGGUCUGAGACCCUCAGAGCUGGGGACAGAGUCAGCCUGAGGCAGGAUGGGACCGUGUGUGAGCUGGAGAUCCGUGGCCUGGCCGUGGCAGAUGCUGGGGAGUAUUCGUGUGUGUGCGGGCAGGAGAGGACAUCGGCCACGCUGACCGUCAGGGCCCUGCCUGCCAAGUUCACAAAAAGUCUGAAGACUGAGGAGGCCACAGAAGGGGACACGGCCACGCUGAGGUGUGAGCUGAGCAAGUCAGCCCCUGUGCAGUGGAAGAAGGGGCCCGAGACCCUCAGAGCUGGGGACAGAGUCAGCCUGAGGCAGGAUGGGACCGUGUGUGAGCUGGAGAUCCGUGGCCUGGCUGUGGCAGAUGCUGGGGAGUAUUCGUGUGUGUGCGGGCAGGAGAGGACAUCGGCCACGCUGACUGUCAGGGCUCCACAGGUGGUAUUCAGGGAGCCGCUCCAGAGCCUGCAGGCUGAGGAGGGCACCUCAGUCACGCUGCGGUGCGAGCUGUCUCAGCCCAAUGCCGCCGUGGUCUGGAGCAAGGGCGGCCUGGAGUUGCAGGCUGAUGGGCGCAGGGAGCCUCGGCAGCGGGGCCCCACGGUGGAGCUUGUCCUGCGGGACCUGCGCCGGGAGGACUCGGGAGAAUACACAUGUGCCUGUGGACCCCAGUCCACCAGUGUAACCCUCACCGUUACAGCUGCACCUGCGCGGUUCCUCAGGGAGCUGCAGGCCCAGGAGGUGGACGAGGGAGCCACGGCGCGCCUGCACUGCGAGUUGAGCCGGGAGGGCGCCAGCGUGGAGUGGCGCAAGGGUUCCCUGCAGCUCUUCCCCUGCGCCAAGUACCAGAUGGUGCAGGAGGGGAGGACCGCCGAGCUGCUGGUGCGUGGCGCAGAGCAGGAGGACGCCGGCCACUACACCUGUGACGCUGGCCACACGCAGAGCACUGCCAGCCUCUCUGUCCGAGCCCCCAGGCCCACAUUCCAGGAGGAGCUGCAGAGCACGGAGCAGGAGGCGGGCGGUGUGGCCCAGCUUCGCUGCCAGCUGAGCGAGGCAGAGACCGGAGUCCCAGUGCAGUGGCUCAAGGAGGGGGUGGAGCUGCACAGGAGCCCCAAAUACGAGAUAAGGCGCCUGGGGACCACAUGCGAGCUGCUGAUCCACGGGCUGGAGGCCAAGGACACGGGCGAGUAUGUCUGCGUGGCCGGUGGUCAGAAAACCGUGGCCUCUGUCAUGGUCAAAGAGCCAGAGGUGACCAUUGUGCGGGGUCUGGUGGAUGCUGAGGCGCAGGUCGACGGGGACGUGGAGUUCACCUGCGAGGUGUCACGGGAUGGGGUCGCGGAGGUGGAGUGGCGCCUCCAGGGCCUGCCCUUGCAGAGCAACGAGGUGACGGAGGUGUCCGUGCGGGGUGGCCGCACCCACACGCUCCGGCUGAAGGGCGUGACACCCGAGGAUGCAGGCACCGUCUCCUUCCACGUGGGCGUCCACACGUCCUCUGCGCAGCUCACUGUCCAAGUCCCUGAGGUGACCAUUAUGGAGCCCCUGCAGGACCUGCAGCUCAGCGAGGGCCAGGACGCCCACUUCCGGUGCCAGCUGUCCAGGGCCUCCGGCCAGGGGGCCCGCUGGGCCCUGGGAGGGGUGCCCCUGCAGGCCAAUGAGAUGAACGACAUCACUGUGGAGCACGGCACGCUCCACCUCCUCACCCUGCACAAGGUGACCCUGGAGGAUGCUGGAACCAUCAGUUUCCAAGUGGGCUCGUGUAGCUCGGAGGCCCAGUUAAAGGUCACAGAGGCGGCACCAUGCCUGGUACGUGGCUUGCAGAACGUGGACGUCUUUGCGGGGGAGGUGGCCACGUUCUCCUGUGAGGUGUCCCGCGCGGGUGGGCCGGAGGCCCGCUGGUGGCUGGAUGGCACCCUGCUGCAGGAUGGCCCCCAGAGCGCCAUCUCCGUGCGCGGCGGGACCCUCCACUCCCUCACACUCUCGGGCCUGGGGGUUGCUGACUCAGGCACCAUCACCUACCGCGCAGGGCCCCUGGUCUCCACGGCCAAGUUGUUGGUCAAAGAUCCCACGGUGGAAGUGGUCAGUGCCAUGCAGGACCUGGUGGUGGAGGAGGGCGGCCGGGCCGAGCUCCUCUGCCAGUACUCGCGGCCGGUGCAGGCCACGUGGAAGAUGGACGAUCAGGAGGUGCGGGCCGACGGGCGCCGUGUCAUCAUAGAGCAGGACUGGACCGUGGCCAGGCUGUCCUUCCAGCCGGCCUUGCCUUACGACAGUGGCAUCUAUUCUUGCGAGGCUGCAGGCACCCGGGUGGUGGCCCUGCUGCAUGUGCAAGCCAAGAACAGCGUGGUGCGCGGCCUGGAGAACGUGGACGCCCUGGAAGGCGGCGAGGCGCUGUUCGAGUGCCGGCUGUCGCGCCCCGAGGUGGCCGCCCACACCUGGCUGCGGGACGACGAGCCCGUGCAGACCUCCGAGAACGCGGAGGUGGUCUACUUGGAGAACGGCCUGCGGCACCUACUGCUACUUAAGAACCUGCGGGUGCAGGACACCUGCCGGGUGACCUUCCUGGCUGGGGGCGUGGUGACGUCCGCGUUCCUCACAGUCAGAGGCUGGCGCCUGGACGUGCUGGAGCCGCCGCGGGACGCCGCGGUGCGAGCCGGCGGGCGGGCCAGCUUUGGCUGCACGCUCAGCGAGGCGGUGUCGGUGGGCGAGGCGACCUGGUACAUCAACGGGGCCGCCGUGCAGCCGGACGACCCCGACUGGAUGGUCACCGCGGACGGCAGCCACCACACCUUGCUGCUGCGCGCUGCCCAGCCGCACCACGCUGGCGAGGUCACCUUCGCCGCCCGCGACGCCGUGGCCUCCGCGCGGCUCACCGUGUUGGGCGUCCCGGACCCCCCAGAGGACGCUGAGGUGGUGGCGCGAAGCGGCCGCUCGGUGACGCUGUCAUGGGUGGCCCCUGCAAGCGACGGCGGCGGCGGUCUCUGUGGCUAUCGGGUGGAGCUGAAGGCGGCCUCCACGGGCGAGUGGCGGCUGUGCCACGAACUGGUGCCCGGGCCCGAGUGCGUGGUGGACGGCCUGGCCCCUGGGGAGACGUACCGCUUCCGCGUGGCGGCUGUGGGCCCGGCGGGGGCUGGGGAGCCGGUGUACCUGCCACAGACAGUGAGGCUCGAGCCCCAGGAGCCUGAGCCUGGGCCCCCGGCUCCCGCGCCCCCCGCUCCUACGCCCCCGGCUCCCGCACGCCCCGCUCCCGCGCCCCCGGCUCCCGCGCCCCCAGCUCCCGAGAGCCGGCAGGUGGCUGCUGGCGAGGACGUGUGUCUGGAGUGCGAGGUGGCCGAGGCGGGUGAGGUCGUCUGGCUGAAGGGGACGGAGCUCAUCCAACCGAGCGGGCGCUUCCAGGUUCUCUGCCAGGCUCAGCGGCAGAUGCUGGUCAUCCGGGGCUUCUCCGCGGAGGACCAGGGCGAGUACCGCUGCCGCCUCGCCCAGGACCCCAACUCCUCUGCAGCUGCCUCCUUCCAGGUGGUGCUGACCCCAGGAUCUGGGGAUGAGGCCCCUGCGCAGCCCAGCCUCCCCCCUGAGGCAGCCCAGGAGGGUGACCUGCACCUGCUGUGGGAGGCCCUGGCCCGGAAGCGCCGCAUGAGCCGUGAGCCCACACUGGACUCCAUCAGUGAGCUGCCCGAGGAGGAUGGUCGGUCGCGGUGCCUGCGGCAUGAGCCAGAAGAAGCAGCCCGUGACCUCUCUGAGGACUACUCCACAGCUGAUGAGCUGGCACGUUCCAGCGAGGCCGACCUCUCACACACCAGCUCUGAUGACGAGUCCCGGACAGGCACUCCUUCCCUGGUUACCUACCUCAAGAAGGCUGGGCGGCCCAGCACCUCACCACUAGUCAGCAAGGUUGGGGGCCCCACGGUCCCACCUGGGAAGCCACAGGAGCAUCAAGAGCAGCCAGCUGCCGUUUGCCCACCACCAGGAGACCUGAGUGACCCCUCCAUGGACAAGGCAGCUGUGAAGAUCCAGGCUGCCUUCAAGGGUUACAAGGUCCGCAAGGAGAUGAAGCAGCAGGAGGGACCUGUGUUCUCCCGCACAUUUGGGGAUACCGAGGCACAGGUGGGGGAUGUCCUGCGUCUGGAGUGUGUGGUGUCCAGCAAGGUGGAUGUGCGUGCUCGCUGGCUGAAGGAUGGCAUGGAGCUGACGGACGGCCGGCACCACCACAUCGACCAGCUCGCGGACGGCACCUGCUCCCUGCUGGUCACGGGCCUGGGCCGGGCUGAUGCUGGCCGCUACACCUGUCAGGUGAGCAGCAAGUUUGGCCAUGUGGCCCACAGCGCUUGUGUGGUGGUCAGCGGGACCGAGAGCGAGGCAGAGAGCUCCUCAGGGGGUGAGCUGGACGAAGCCUUUCGCCGGGCGGCCCGGCGGCUGCACCGUCUCUUCCACACCAAGAGCCCGGCUGAGGUUUCAGACGAAGAGAUCUUCCUCAGUGCAGAUGAGGGCUCAGCACAGCCCGAGGAGCCUGGGGACUGGCAGACGUACCACGAAGAUGAGCACUUCAUCUGCAUCCGCUUCGAGUCGCUUGCCGAGUCCCACCGUGCGGCCACCUGCUUCCGGGAGGUGUUUGGCACCAUGGGCAUCGGGGUGGACAUCAGCCUGUUGGAGCAGGGGCCCCGGGGGGUGGAGAUGCGCAUCAGCAAGGUGGGUCCUGCCCCUGCCGCGCCUCAGGAGAUGGUGCCCCGCCCGCUGACUGCAGAGGCCGCCCCAGUGUUCCUGACUGGGCUGCAGGAUCAGGAGGUGCAGGACGGCUACCCCGUGAGCUUUGACUGCGUGGUGACAGGCCAGCCCGUGCCCACCGUGUGCUGGUUCAAGGAUGGAAGGAUGCUGGAGGAGGAUGACCACUAUAUGAUCAGUGAGGACCAGCAGGGCGGCCACCAGCUCAUCAUCACAGCCGUGGUGCCGACAGACAUGGGCGUCUACCGCUGCAUGGCUGAGAACAGCGUGGGCGUGUCCUCCACGAAGGCGGAGCUCCGCGUGGACCUGACCAGCACAGACUAUGAAACUGCAGCUGAUGCCACGGAGACCUCCUCUUACUUCAGCGCCCAAGGCUACCUGUCCAGCCGGGAGCAAGAGGGCAUGGAAUCUACCUCAGAGGAGGGUCAGCUGCCCCAGGUGGUGGAGGAACUGAAGGACCUCCAGGUGGCCCCCGGCACACGCCUAGCCAAGUUCCAGCUCAAGGUGAAAGGCUACCCAGCACCCCGACUGUACUGGUUCAAAGACGGGCAGCCCCUGACGGCUUCUGAGCACAUCCGCAUGGCUGACAGGAAGACGCUUCACACCCUGGAGGUCCUGUCGGUCACCAGUGAGGACGCCGGCCAGUACUCAGCCUACAUUGGCAACAGCGUGGGCGCCGCCUACUCGUCUGCCCGGCUGCUGGUCCGGGGCCCCAAAGAUCCUGAAGAGAAGCCAGCCUCAGAUGCACACCAACAGCUGGUGCCGCCCCGAUUCCUGGAAAGAUUCGCCUCCAAGAAAGUGAAGAAAGGCUCCAGCAUCACUUUCUCAGUAAAGGUGGAAGGCUGCCCCGCCCCAGCCGUGCACUGGCUGCAGGAGGAAGCCGAGCGGGGCGUGCUGUGGAUCAGCCGUGACACGCCGGGCUACACGGUGGCCAGCUCUGCCCAGCAACACAGUCUGGUCCUGCUGGACGUGGGCCGGCAGCAUCGGGGCACCUACACCUGCAUUGCUACCAACGCGGCCGGCCAGGCCCUCUGCUCCGCCAGCCUGCACGUCUCUGGCUUGCCCAAGGAGGCGGGGGCGGCGGAUGAGCAUGCUGGGGGGAAGGAGGUCCUCAUCUCCAGCUUCCUGCAGGGGACCCAAGCUGUGUCUACACAGAUGUCAGAGCCUGUGGGGUUCGCUGAUCUUGCCGGACCGAGGAAAGCAGAGCCCACGGUGGUGGAGGCCCGUGGCCACAUGUCCCUGGCCGAGGUGGGCACGGAGGAGUUCUUGCAGAAGCUCACGUCCCAGAUCACCGAGAUCGUGUCAGCCAAGAUCACACAGGCCAAGCUGCAGGUGCCUGGAGGUGACAGCGAUGAGGAAUCCAAGACGCCGUCUGCAUCCCCCUGGCACGGCCGUUCCCGUCCCUCCUCCAGCGUCCAGGAGUCGUCCUCAGAGUCAGAGGACGGGGACUCCCGAGGCGAGAUCUUCGAUAUCUACGUGGUCACAGCUGACUACCUGCCCCUGGGGGCCGAGCAGGACGCCAUCUCACUGCGGGAGGGCCAGUAUGUGGAGGUGUUGGACUCGGCCCACCCACUGCGCUGGCUUGUGCGCACCAAGCCCACCAAGUCCAGCCCCUCGAGGCAAGGCUGGGUGUCCCCUGCCUACCUGGACAAGCGGCUCAAGCUGUCACCCGAGUGGGGGCCCACGGAGACCCCCGAGUUCCCCGGGGAGGCCGUGUCUGAGGAUGAAUACAAGACAAGGUUGAGCUCCAUCAUCCAGGAGCUGCUGAGCUCCGAGCAGGCCUUUGUGGGCAAGCUGCAGUUCCUGCAGGACCACCACAUUCAGCACCUGGAGCGAUGCCCCCACGUGCCCCCGGCCGUGGCCAACCAGAAGGCAGUCAUCUUCCGCAACGUGCAGGACAUCAGCCACUUCCACAGCAGCUUCCAGCGGGAGCUGCAGACCUGUGACACAGACGACGAUGUGGCCAUGUGCUUCAUCAAGAACCAGGAGGCCUUUGAGAAGUACCUGGAGUUCCUGGUGGGCCGCGUGCAGGCCGAGUCCGCGGUGGUCAGCACGGCUGUGCAGGACUUCUACAAGAAAUACACGGAGGAGGUGCUGUCCGCCGCGGACCCGUCGCAGCCGCCCCCACCGCCCCUGCAGCACUUCCUGGAGCGGCCAGUGCAGCGCGUCCAGCAGUACCAGGCCCUGCUCAAGGAGCUGAUCCGCAACAAGGCGAGGAACGGGCAGAACUGCGCGCUGCUGGAGCAGGCCUACGCGCUCGUGUCCGCCCUGCCGCAGCGCGCCGAGAACCAGCUGCACGUGUCGCUCAUGGAGAACUACCCGGGCACCCUGGAGGCCCUGGGCGAGCCCAUCCGCCAGGGCCACUUCAUCGUGUGGGAGGGGGCGCCGGGCGCGCGGAUGCCCUGGAAGGGCCAUCACCGCCACGUCUUCCUGUUCCGCCACCACCUGGUUGUUUGCAAGACCAAAAGGGAUUCCCGCACCGACACCUUCAGUUACGUCUUCCGAAACAUGAUGAAGCUGAGCAGCAUCGACCUGAACGACCAGGUGGAGGGUGACGACCGUGCUUUCGAGAUCUGGCACGAGCGGGAGGACUCGGUGCGCAAGUACCUGCUGCAGGCGCGCACGGUCAUCACCAAGAACUCGUGGGUGAAGGAGAUCUGCGGCAUCCAGCAGCGCCUGGCCCUGCCCGUGUGGCAUCCCCCAGAUUUCGAAGAGGAGCUGGCGGACUGCACAGCAGAGCUGGGCGAGACCGUGAAGCUGGCCUGCCGUGUGACGGGCACCCCCAAGCCCAUUGUCAGCUGGUACAAAGAUGGGAAGCCAGUGGAGGUGGAUCCGCACCACAUCCUCAUUGAAGACCCCGAUGGCUCAUGUGCCCUCAUCCUGGACAACCUGACUGGUGUGGACUCGGGCCAGUACAUGUGCUUUGCGGCUAGUGCCGCCGGCAAUGCGAGCACUCUGGGCAAGAUCCUGGUGCAAGUACCCCCACGAUUUGUGAAAAAGGUCCGGGCGGUUCCUUUUGUGGAGGGAGAGGAUGCGCAGGUCACCUGCACCAUUGAAGGUGCCCCACACCCUCAGAUCAGGUGGUACAAGGAUGGGGCCCUGAUAACACCCAGCAGCAAGUACCGAACCCUGAGUGAGCCCCGCAGCGGUCUGCUGGUGCUGGAGAUCCUGACAGCCAGCAAGGACGACCUGGGCCAUUAUGAGUGCGAGUUGGUGAACCGGCUGGGCUCUGCGAGGGGCGGGGCAGAGCUGUGCAUGCAGAGCCCUGCUGUGCGGGCCCGGGAACAGCUUCACAGGGAGCAGCUUGCAGCCAUGGAAGAUGCUGCUGUCCAUCCCACAGUUGCCCUGGAGCCAGCAGACCAGGAGGUCACAGUGUGCACCAAGGCUCCAGGACCCUCCACGGGGGACCACGCUGGCCCCAGCACUGGCCCUGGGGGGCCACCCAAACUCCAGGACGCUGGCCCCCAACUCCCAGGCAUGGAAGAUGCAGAUGCAUCUGGUGAGGCCCAGCGGCCUCAGGCUGACCACCCAGUGCCACCUGCUGUCAGAGUCCCCCCUGUGCUGGCCCCAACCUUGGCCACCCCAGUUGAGCCCCAGAAAGUGCCACAGCCUCUCCCCCAGGAGGGCCAGGAGCAGGACUCAGGGGCCCAUGCUGAGGGCCAGGGACGCAUCGUGCCCAUCCGGAUGGAGGGCACAGCCUGGCCGGGGGCAGGCACAGUGGAGCUGUGGGACGUCCACAGCCAAGUGUUCAUGGAGACCACCCAUAGGACAUACGUGUACCAGGCCAGCAACACAGCUGCCGCAAGGCCCCCGUCCAUGCAGGUCACCAUCGAAGAUGUGCAGGCACAGAAGGGCAGCACAGCCCAGUUCCAGGCGGUCAUUGAGGGCAACCCGCAGCCCAUGGUGACCUGGUACCGGGACGAUGCCCAGCUGGUGGAUGGCGCCCGGCUCAGCCAGCAGCAGGAGGGGACCACCUACUCCCUGGUGCUGAGCGAUGUGACCCAGCACGACGCUGGUGUCUACACAUGCCUGGCCCGCAACGCUGGUGGCCAGGUGAUGUGUAAAGCGGAGCUCAUAGUCCACGGGGGAGACAGCGAGCCGGACUCAGCGAAGCAAAGCUAUCGAAGGAAACUGCGCUCUUUCUACGAGGUCAAGGAGGAAAUUGGAAGGGGCGUGUUUGGCUUCGUGAAGAGGGUGCAGCACAAGGGAAACCAGAUGUCCUGUGCAGCCAAGUUCAUCCCCUUGCGGAGCAGGACGCGCACCCAUGCGUACCGCGAGCGGGACAUCCUGGCCACGCUGAGCCACCCACUGGUCACCCGGCUGCUGGACCAGUUUGAGACCCGGAAGACCCUGAUCCUUGUCCUGGAGCUGUGCUCGUCAGAGGACCUGCUGGACCGUCUGUUCAAGAAGAGUGUGGUGACAGAGGCUGAGGUCAAGGUGUAUGUCCAGCAGCUGGUGGAGGGGCUCCAUUACCUGCAUGGCCGCAGCACUCUCCACCUGGACAUAAAGCCCCCCAACAUCCUGAUGGUGCAUCCUGUUCGGGAAGACAUUAAAAUCUGCGACUUUGGCUUUGCCCAAAAAAUCACCCCAGGAGAGCCACAGUACAGCAAGUAUGGCUCCCCGGAGUUUGUGUCCCCGGAGAUCAUUGAGCAGACCCCUGUGAGCGAGGCCUCCGACAUCUGGGCCAUGGGGGUCGUCUCCUACCUCAGCCUGACCUGCUCGUCACCAUUUGCUGGUGAGAGUGACCGAGCCACGCUCCUGAAUGUACUGGAGGGGCGGGUGUCCUGGAGCAGCCCUGCGGCUGCCCACCUCAGCGAGGAUGCCCAGGACUUCAUCACGGCUGCCCUGCGGAGGGCCCCAGAGGCCCGGCCCAGUGCAGCCAAGUGCCUCGCCCACCCCUGGUUCCAGAAGUCCGUGCCCGCAGAGGAGGCCCACUUCAUCAACACCAAGCAACUCAAGUUCCUGCUGGCUCGCAGCCGUUGGCAGCGCUCCCUGAUGAGCUACAAGUCCAUCCUGGUGAUGCGCUCCAUCCCCGAGCUGCUCCAGGGCCCUCCCGACAGCCCAUCCCUCGGGGUGGCCCGGUACCUGCGGGGCGACGCCAGCAGCUCGUCGUCCUCGUCCUCCGACAACGAGCGGGCGCCUGUCGCCCGAGCCAGAUCGCUGCCGCCCUCCCCGGUGGCCCACUCCCCGCUGCUGCGCCCUCGGGGCUUCCUGCGGCCGUCCGCCAGCCUGCCCGAGGAGGCCGCGCCUCCGCCCACGCCGGCGCCCCGCGCGGAGGCGCCCGCCGCCCGGGGCUGCGUUGCGCGGCAGAGCGACCUCCGCUGUCUCUUGUGCCAGCAGGCGGGCGAGGGCCCGGAGCGCGGAGGCCCCGCCGCGGGCGGCCGGCGGCACCUGCUCACGGGCGGCUACUUCGCCCGCGCCCUGCCCGGCCUGCGAGAGCCGCUGCUGGAGCAGGGCGCGCGGGAGGAGGCGGCCGCCCUGCGGCUGCCGGGCUGCAGCGCCCGCGGGGCCCCCGGCCGCGGCCGCUCCCUGGAGCUCGGCCGGCCGCCCCCCGCCAGCGCGGCGCCUGAGGCCGGUGGCGGAGCGCAGCGCCGUGGCCCGGGCCGCUCGGACCUCCAGGCGGACUCCGGGGAGAGCUGGCCGGGAGGGCUCUCCCGUGCCAGGGACACGGAGCGUCCGGAGGGGUCCCGGCAGGAGCCGGGACUAUUUCCGUGCACCGGUGGCGACCCGGGGUUCACUCGGCAAGAGGGGUCAUCUCAGGACAGCCGCGGGGGGCAGGCCGCGCCUUCCUUUCAUCCCCAGAGGAGUCCUGCUCCCCAGGAAGGCUGUGGCCGCCCUCAGGCUGUUACACCACAACCUUCUGGCUCCUUCCCUGCAAAGCAGUGCACGGGGUCCCUCCUGGCACCCUUGAGCUCCUCCCUCUCUCCGGCCAAAGGAAGCCCCCAGCCGGCCUCUAAGAAGGGACCAAAGGACACCCCUCUCCCUGGGAGGCCGAGUCCCCCCAGCUCCCCAGGGCUGGCCUCCGCAGUGGGCGCACAGCCUGGCCCCUCCCAGGCUGCGGAGCCGGAAGACGCCUCAGAGUCUGAGCCCAGCCCGCAGCGCCCUCAGGAGCAGACCACCGCGCGCAAGUUCUCACUGGGGGCGAGCUGUGGGGGCUACGCGGGAGUGGCAGGCUACGGCACCUUUGCCUUUGGCGGGGACGCGGGAGGCAUGCUGGGGCAGGGUCCCCUGUGGGCCAGGAUGACCUGGGCCACCUCUCAGUCCUCCGAGGAGCAUGAUGAUGCUGGGGCACAGAGCCCACCCCCCCAGGCCAGCGCAGAACCCCUUCCCGAGGGCAGCGGGGCACCCCCAAGGGCCUCCCCAGAGCUGAGCUCGUGGGAGGACUUUGGUGGGGGCUCCCAGGUGUCCCUAGUGCAGAUCCGAGACCUGUCUGGGGACGCAGAAGCAGCCGACACCGUGUCCCUGGAUAUCUCAGAGGUGGAGCCUGCCUACCUCAACCUGUCUGACCUGUAUGACAUCAAGUAUCUCCCGUUCGAGUUCAUGAUCUUCAGGAAGGUCCCCAGGUCUGUGCCACCAGAACCACCGUCGUCCCCCGAGUCUGAAACCGAGGGGCCCUGGCCGGGCGCGCCGGGCCUGCCAGCCAGCUUGCAGAUCACCGAGGAGCCGGAGGACAUGGACACUCUGCUCAGGGAGGCCCCCCGCAGCAGGAAGCGCAAGUGGUCGCCCCCCUCCGGCGGCCUCUUCCACUUCCCAGGAAGGCACGCCAUACUGGACGAGCCCGCGGAGCUGGGACUGCGCCGGAGGGUGAGGGCCUCUGUGGCCCACAUCUCCCGCCUCCUCAGGGGCAGGCCUGGAGGUCUGGAGAAAGAGAGCCCCCCCAGGAAGAAGGCAGGCCUGGCUUCCUUCCGGUUGGGCCUGAAGAGCAGGGACCGAGCGCCAUCAUUUCUAAGGGAGCUCUCGGAUGAAACGGUGGUCCUGGGCCAGUCCGUGACUCUUGCCUGCCAAGUGUCGGCCCAGCCAGCUGCACAGGCCACCUGGACCAAAGACGGAGCUCCCCUGGAGGGCACCAGCCGCCUCCUCAUCUCCUCCACGCUCAAGAACUUCCAGCUUCUGACCAUCCUGGUGGUGACUGCUGAGGACCUGGGGGUUUACACGUGCAGCGUGAGCAACCCUCUGGGCACAGUGGCCACCACGGCUGUCCUCCGGAAGGCAGAGCGCCCCUGCUCUUCCCCACGCCCCGACCUCGGGGAGGUGUAUGCUGAUGGGGUGCUGCUGGUCUGGAAGCCCGUGGAGUCCUGUGGCCCUGUGACAUACAUCGUACAAAGCAGCCUGGAAGGUGGCAGCUGGAACACGCUGGCUUCGGACAUCUUUGACUGCUGCUAUCUCACCAGCAAGCUUUCCAGGGGCGGGGUGUACACGUUCCGGACGGCCUGCGUGAGCAAGGCGGGCAUGGGUCCCUACAGCAGCCCCUCAGAGGAGGUCCUCCUGGGAGGGCCCAGCCACCUGGCCUCCGAGGAAGAGAGCCGCACCCCGCGGCCACCCCAGCCCCUCCCCAGCGCGCAGACCUUCGCCUUCCAGGCGCAGAUUCGAAGGGGCCGCUUCAGCGUGGUGCGGCAGUGCCGGGAGAAGGCCAGCGGACGCGCGUUGGCCGCGAAGAUCGUCCCCUAUCGCCCCGAGGACAAGGCUGCCGUGCUGCGCGAAUACGAAGCCCUCAAGAGCCUGCGCCACCCACACCUGGCCCAGCUGCAGGCCGCCUACCUCAGCCCCCGGCACCUGGUCCUCAUCUUGGAGCUGUGCUCGGGACCCGAGCUGCUCCCCUGCCUGGCGGAGAGGGCCUCCUACUCGGAGUCGGAGGUGAAGGACUACCUGUGGCAGAUGCUGAGCGCCGCCCAGUACCUGCACGCCCAGCGCAUUCUGCAUCUGGACCUCAGGUCCGAGAACAUGAUCGUCACCGAGUACAACUUACUCAAGGUCGUCGACCUGGGCAACGCCCAGAGCCUCGCCCAGGAGAGGGUCCUGCCCUCCGAGAGGUUCAAGGACUACGUGGAGACCAUGGCUCCCGAGCUCCUGGAGGGCCAGGGUGCCGUCCCGCAGACCGACAUCUGGGCCAUAGGCGUGACAGCCUUCAUCAUGCUGAGCGCGGAGUACCCCGUGAGCAGUGAAGGGACACGCGAGCUGCAGAGAAGCCUGCGCAAGGGGCUAGUCCGUCUGAGUCGCUGCUACGCGGGGCUGUCCGGCGGCGCCGUGGCUUUUCUCCGGAGCACUUUGUGCGCUCACCCGUGGGGCCGGCCGUGCGCGUCCAGCUGCUUGCAGUGCCCGUGGCUAACGGAGGAGGGCCCUGCUGCCUCCCAGCCGGCGGCCGUGACCUUCCCCACAGCGCGACUGCGCGCCUUCGUGCGCGAGCGAGAGAAGAGGAGGGCGCUGCUGUACAAGAAACACAACUUGGCCCAGGUGCGCUGAGCACUUGGCCUGGCAGAGAGGAUGUGUGUGUGUGGGGGGGGGGGGGUCGCCCUGCUGGGCUUCACCCCCUACUCUCCCCUUAGGACUUGCUGUGUAUGCACAGACACGCCAAUAAAAAGCAGAAACGGA
Mirounga angustirostris (Northern elephant seal) is the source of this 26689-nucleotide messenger RNA. RefSeq names its product obscurin, cytoskeletal calmodulin and titin-interacting RhoGEF (gene OBSCN). The transcript is spliced from 115 exons. Lineage: Eukaryota; Metazoa; Chordata; Mammalia; Carnivora; Phocidae. The record is from RefSeq and is a predicted model, not a curated record. Gene Ontology annotation, molecular function: protein binding; ATP binding; protein kinase activity. The coding region runs from base 152 to 26560 and encodes 8802 amino acids. Gene Ontology annotation, biological process: protein phosphorylation.